Messenger RNA from Salvelinus sp. IW2-2015, 657 nucleotides. The record is from RefSeq and is a predicted model, not a curated record. NCBI's taxonomy places the organism in Eukaryota, Metazoa, Chordata, Actinopteri, Salmoniformes, Salmonidae.
UAACCAACGGGUGGUUUGCUAGCGAACAUAACUGAGAAACAUUGGAGCUCUUUAGACCAAUCUUGUGUAUAUUACUCUUAGUGUUUUGAAUAUAAUUCUGUUUACCUUUCUACUAGUUCAUUUAAACGUAAUUUGCUUGUUAAAUUAGCAAAUGUGGUAAAUUGAUAAUGUACUAGGCUAAUCGACCGGAGCAUGAGCUCACUAAGCUCGACGGAGAAAGAGACUCUGGUGAAAGGAGUGGAAGAAGCUUUCAGCAUGAAUAGGGAGGAAGAGGAGUCUAUCACAUUGAAAGAAGAAGAGGAUGAUAUUACAGUGAAAGGGGAAGAGGAGGAGGUAGAAGCUUUCAGAAUCAAAAAGGAGGAAGAUGCCAUAACAUUGAAAGAAGAGAAUGUAGUGAAAGAAGAGGAAGAACCUUUUAGAGCAAAAGAGGAAGAGGAGGCUAUCUCAAUAAAAGAGGAGGAAGACGUUUUGGGAGUGAAAAAGGAGGCUGAAGAUCAGAUUACUACCAGAGAGAGACGUGACUAUCGUGGAUCCUUUGGGGAGCCUCAACAACAUCCUGAUGCUGACGAGGCAGGGAAGAGUCUUCCAGACCUCAGAAGCAUCAGAUGGACAACGCUAGCACUUCUCUCUGAGUCCCUUGUCGUGCUCUCCCGGUAG